GAGACCGGAAGUGGCGGUGCACCGGGCGGACGGGAGACCGGAAGCGGAGGGGGACCGGAAGCGUCGGUGCACCGGGCGGGCGGCAGGAUGAUUAAGGCGAUCCUGGUCUUUAACAAUCAUGGGAAGCCGCGGCUUAGCCGCUUCUACCAGCAUUUCUCAGAGGACAUGCAACAGCAGAUCAUCCGAGAGACUUUCCAUCUGGUGUCCAGGCGAGAUGAAAAUGUCUGCAAUUUUUUGGAAGGUGGCAGUUUGAUUGGUGGGUCAGACUACAAGCUGAUAUAUCGACAUUACGCUACCCUGUACUUCCUGUUCUGUGUUGACUCAUCCGAGAGUGAAUUGGGAAUUCUGGAUCUGAUACAGGUAUUUGUGGAAACAUUGGACAAGUGUUUUGAGAAUGUCUGUGAGCUGGACCUUAUUUUCCACAUGGAUAAGGUUCAUUGCAUUCUGCAGGAGGUGGUAAUGGGAGGAAUGGUGCUGGAGACUAACAUGACUGAGAUUGUAUCGCAGGUUGAGGCACAGACUAAACUGGAAAAGUCUGAGGCUGGAUUCUCUGCAGCACCUGCCCGUGCAGUCUCUGCUGUCAAGAACAUCAACCUGCCAGAGAUCCCACGCAACAUCAAAGUUUCAAAUCUAUCUCCAUUUGUGUAAAAGGACAUUUCAUAUUAAUGAUACCUGCUCAUCUACUGCAUUCACCUGUAAAUACUGAGAGCUUUCAUCACAUCAUCUUUGAUGGGAAGGUUAUUGUUACUAAAGUAUGAUAACUUGUGGUGGUUUCUCACUUGUGCCCUCUAACUGUAUCAAAUCCUAAAUUGUUACAAUACUUGAGAGACAAAUCCUGACACUGUAUUGAGUAUCUACCCACAUUGGUUCACGACAGACAGGAACACUCUAAGCAUUUAGCCAGGGCCAAUCCUUAACUAGUGCUUUGAACCAGAUAGGCUGUAUCUCUAGAGCAGGCACAUUCCGAACCGUUAUCCACGUUCACCCCAAAUGAAGGAAAUUACCCAGAAACUGCCAAUACCAACCCCUCACUUGGUCCUCUAGAAGAUAGAGGAACAUAAUGAGGGACAAUUUAACAGCUCUUUCUGUGAUCUGACUAUAAUGAUGCAAAUGGACAUCUAUGAAUUCCUAAGAAAUGCUUACCGACUAAAGUGGGAUUUUACCCUCCCCUGUCCUCCAAGCUGGAAGACAAAGGAUGCGUUUUCUUCCAUUAGUGAACAUAAAGUGGAUUUUCCCGCAACCAUUAUUCAGGAGAGAAGUGGAGCGCAUGCUUUAAUAGAAAUUUGUCUGAAAUUUGAAAUAUUGACAAUUAAAGUGCAUUUCCAUGUACCAAGUUGUUAGCAGUUGUAUAUUCUCUUUCACUUUUAAGUGGGGUGUUUCUUAGCUGAGAAUGGAAGUGGUGUUAAAGGAUGGGGCUGAAUUUCCUGCUACUCAUUGCCCCAUCUAAUUGGACAAACCAUGUAAUUUCAUGAUGAGCCUAUUUUCAUUCAAACCAAGAGUGUGUGCCAGGAGAAAUCAGUUUAUUUAGUGAAUUGUCAUAAAGCAAAACCAGUGAUCACCAA
Molecule: messenger RNA, 1562 nt
Organism: Carcharodon carcharias (great white shark)
Lineage: Eukaryota; Metazoa; Chordata; Chondrichthyes; Lamniformes; Lamnidae
Gene: ap3s2
Product: adaptor related protein complex 3 subunit sigma 2
Exons: 6
Coding region: 88-648 (186 amino acids)
Biological process (GO): Golgi to vacuole transport; intracellular protein transport
Cellular component (GO): AP-3 adaptor complex; intracellular membrane-bounded organelle; membrane coat
Source: RefSeq, a predicted model, not a curated record